Gymnodraco acuticeps is the source of this 2417-nucleotide messenger RNA. RefSeq names its product phosphatidylinositol-specific phospholipase C, X domain containing 2 (gene plcxd2). The record is from RefSeq and is a predicted model, not a curated record. The transcript has 9 exons. Gene Ontology annotation, molecular function: phosphoric diester hydrolase activity. Gene Ontology annotation, biological process: lipid metabolic process. The coding region runs from base 54 to 1040 and encodes 328 amino acids. NCBI's taxonomy places the organism in Eukaryota, Metazoa, Chordata, Actinopteri, Perciformes, Bathydraconidae.
AUUUUCACCAGUUCUGGACCCAUGCACAGCAGAUUCUCUGGCUUCAUGUCCCGAUGAAAGAACCCUGUGGAUUGACCCGACCUGCAGGGAUUGGAAAUGUCAAUGCCGACUGGAUGGGUUCUCUGCCCCCCAAGCUCAGUGCCAUGCCCCUCAAACACCUCGCCGUGCCAGGGUCUCAUGAUUCCUUUACCUACUGGGUGGAUGUGCAUGCUCCUGUUGGCCCCGACCAGAAGGCAUUUGUGAAGUACCUGGCCACCAUGUUCAGCGUGUUAGCCAAGAAGGUCAUGGUGAAGUGGGCCAUGACCCAGAAUCUGACAUUUAAGGAGCAGCUGGAAGCAGGAAUCCGAUACUUUGAUCUACGAGUCUCCUCCAAGCCACGGGAGUCCGGAAAGGAGAUCUACUUCAUCCAUGGUCUGUUUGGCCACAAGGUGAGCGAAGGCUUGUUAGAAAUCAACUCCUUCUUAAGCAAACACAGGAAAGAGGUAGUGUUUCUAGACUUCAACCACUACUAUGCGAUGGGCGCAGAGCAUCAUGUGUACCUCCUCACCAUGCUGCUGGAAGUGUUUGGCAGCAAGCUUUGUAACAUGUGUGCAGUGGACAGCAUCACUCUGGACUACCUCUGGAAGAAUAAAUACCAGGUGAUUGUGUUCUACCACCAUCCAUCAGCUCAGGGCAUCCCUGUCAUGUGGCCCGGCAACAAGAUCCCUGCUCCUUGGGCCAACACCACCGAACCCAACAAGCUCACGCAGUUCCUGGAAGCUACACUGAAAGACAGAUCAAAUCAUGGCUCCUUCCACGUGUCUCAGGCCAUCCUCACACCCAGGGUCAACACUGUGGCCAAGGGCCUGCUGUGGGGGCUGCGCAACUACCUGGUGGAGAGGAACCUGCCCACCAUCAUUUCCUGGGUGGAGGCUCAGAGGCCGGGGCUGGACGGGGUCAACAUAAUCACCUCGGACUUUGUGGAGCUCACUGACUUUGCAAACAUUGUCAUCAAACUCAACAACCUGCUGCUGUCUGAACAGGAGCGAAAACAAAGAUGACACGUGUUUGCACGACAGGACAAAUAUGUGCUGACCCACAGCGUAUUGGAGGUCGGAGGUCGGACUGCAGAUUCUUCCAAAAACAUUGUCGGAUAAGGGUUUUCUACAUAAUGCUGGAGUUCCUUAAGUCAUUUUUAAAGGAUUUUUUUAAACCCAUAAAAUGACCAUUCCUAUAUCAAUUAAUAACUCUUUGUUACGUUGAAUUGUUACAUAUCUCCAAUGUUUAUGACGUUUUUACUUUUCUGUAUAUACAGUAUAAUUGAUUUUCUUUAACCCUUUCACGCAUAGGGGUCACUACAGUGGACAGCUUUUCAAAAGGUGUUUUCUUGUAUGCAUGGGUUUUGAUGGCAUAGUUGCACCAUCAGCCACUACAUAGGACCAUAUUGCAUCAUCCCAUACACUGCCACUCAGUGGAAAGUCAGUGCAAGUGCAUGAUAAAUGUCUCUAAACCAAGAUGAACGACAGAAAGCCAGAUGUCACCUGCCGAUAUCCUGCCGAUAUCCUUUCAGGGAAAGCGCUCCCUGCAGGUAUAACACAUUUGGUGACCUCAAGUAACAACUAAGGAAUCAUAUCAUUCAUAAAUUGUCAAAGUAUUGAUUUUAUGUUUGCAGGAAAUCCACUAAAGUGGACGUCAUGCAUCACUGGCUAUAUUUCAACUAAAAUUCAUACUGUUACUGCUACUGUUCUUCUUGAAAAUACUUCCUUUGCAAUAUCUUUUCGGCCUUAAAUAUAUAUACUUAAGUUAUUAUAAUGUAAUUUUAAGUUUGCACAUCUUUAUUUAUCAUUUUUUCCAAAUGUUCAGUUUAGACUUUAACGCAUUCCUGAGUGGACAUAUAAAACAUUUAUUUUCUAAAUUUGAAAAAACUAGAGUUAAAAGUUAAAGUUAAAAUCUUGUUUGUAAUGCCCCAAGAGCAAUAAAAAGACACUUGGUAAAAAAAUCCUGAGUGAGGCUUUCAUAAUUCAUGCAAGAAAGGGUCAUGGAUCCUUUAUUGUAUAAAUGUUGUGCUAUUUAAAAUGCUAUAUUUAUAGGUAUUGAAUUUGGUUUACAGAGUACUAGCACAUUUUUAUAAAGAAUUGUUAAAGAAAAUAUUCAGCUUGAUGGUAUUGGAAUUGGUAUACACUUAAUUGUAAACAGAUGUUCAGUGAGCUAAAGUUGGCUUUUUAACUAUGCACUUGGCGGUUUUCCAAUAAUGAAAAGUACGGGUUCUAGUUUUUUUGUUUCUAUGUUAAGUCACAGGUCGUGAAAAAGCAGCCCGCUGUGCCAACACCUUCUCAGUAUUGUCAAGCUAUUCCAUUAAACUAGAGCCUCAAUCCGUUGCACCUUUAUGCGGGGAUCGCCGAGGUACAUAUGUGUGGAAGUUGUGCCACAAUGCUCAU